Triplophysa rosa is the source of this 2039-nucleotide messenger RNA. RefSeq names its product core histone macro-H2A.2. Gene Ontology annotation, cellular component: nucleosome. Lineage: Eukaryota; Metazoa; Chordata; Actinopteri; Cypriniformes; Nemacheilidae. The record is from RefSeq and is a predicted model, not a curated record. Bases 447 to 1553 code for a protein of 368 amino acids. The transcript has 11 exons. Gene Ontology annotation, molecular function: structural constituent of chromatin; DNA binding; protein heterodimerization activity. Gene Ontology annotation, biological process: nucleosome assembly.
ACAGCUAGGCCACAUUAUUCGACCCCGUCAGUGAGCGCUUGUGCGAUUUUGCUCAACCCAGAGAUUCAUACAGAGGCCUACGCUUGAAAAUACAUUUGAAUCCUAAUUCAUGACGAGUUUUUCUGGUCCCCAAAUGCGGGUUUAGUUUCGUCUGUGUGCAUGAGCUGAAGUGCAUUUCAAAUAAUUGCAUAAUUGGCGCAAGAAGAAGGUCCAUCCGUGCGAGAAUGAAUAGAGAUCAACGCUUCCUGAUUUAGAGAUCGACUGAAGUGACAUCUGGCAGAACAGCAGAGGCUCAGCACACAAGGACAGGGAAUAGGAAUAACACCAGGAACUCCCCCAUAUUUGCGCCUGUCUGAGGACAGAUAUAUGUCGUACAUGACGCAUUUGUAGAGAACAAACAGGUACUCCAUCCAGUGGCACUGUGAGUUUAGAGGAGCAACGGCAGGAUGUCAGCCAGAGGAGGAAAGAAGAAGACCACCAAGCUGUCUCGCUCUUCGCGGGCAGGAGUUAUUUUUCCUGUCGGGAGAAUGAUGCGUUACUUGCGCACAGGAACCCACAAGUAUCGCAUUGGCAUGGGCGCCCCUGUGUACAUGGCAGCUGUCAUUGAGUACCUGGCAGCUGAGAUUUUGGAGUUGGCUGGAAAUGCAGCGAGAGACAACAAAAAGGGGAGAAUCACUCCAAGACACAUCAAGCUAGCAGUGGCCAAUGAUGAAGAACUCAAUCAGCUGCUCAGAGGGGUGACCAUAUCAAACGGUGGAGUUCUGCCUCGCAUCCAUCCUGAGCUGCUCUCUAAGAAGAGAGGAGGCCGGGUGAAGGUGGAGACUCAGGUUGCCGUCCCAGAGAAGAGGGAGAGUCGGAUGAAAGGCAAGAAACCCAGCAAAAAGAGCAAAGGAAAACCAGGACGCAAGCCCAAAAAAAGCACAGAAAAUGACAAAGAAGCAGAUGCCAACACAACGAUGGAAGACGGACCAGGAGAGGGAUUCACUAUUCUGUCCGCAAAGAGCUUGUUCCUCGGACAGAAGCUUUCUCUCACAGAGAGUGAAAUCAGCAAAAUUGGAACAAUCAAAGUGGAGGGAAUCAUCAAUCCCACAAAUGCGGAGAUUGAUCUAAAAGAGGGAAUCGGUAACGCUCUCGAGAAGGCAGGAGGAAAAGAUUUCCUUGAGACCGUUAAAGAGCUGAGAAAAUCCCAGGGACCCUUGGAAGUCGCAUCAGUGGCAGUCAGCCAAGCCAAUGGGAUGGCAGCACGUUUCAUCAUCCACUGUCACGUUCCUCAGUGGGGCUCAGAGAAGUGCGAGGACCAGCUCGAGAAAACAGUGAAGAACUGUCUCUCUGCUGCUGAGGAGAAAAAGCUCAAGUCGGUGGCCUUCCCCUCGCUACCCGCCGGACGAAAUGGUUUCCCAAAGCAAACAGCAGCCCAGCUAAUACUGAAGGCCAUUUCGAACCAUUUUGUGUCAGCAACCAGCUCCUCUCUGAAGAACAUUUACUUUGUGCUGUUUGACAGCGAGAGUAUUGGAAUAUACCUGCAGGAGAUGGCCAAGAUGGACGGCAAGUGAUAUCCGGUCACGGGGUUUGAUUUAUUUGAAAGUGUAACAGCCUCGAUGCCUCUCUGUUUGAGCUUCUGUUUGAGAGCGACACGAGUUGAAAAGACAUAAGCUUGAGUAGAUAAUGCAUCCAGGCUAGUAGUGGAUUGUUGUGCAGCUCGGUGAAAGGUGUUGUAGGUGUAUGUUUUCGAAAACGGAUCAUUUGAAGGUGUUAUUUGUGAGUGACGUACUGUACACCAUUUAUGUUUCACCAUCUUCUCCUUUAAAGGAAAGACAUUCAUUUAGAGUAGAUCGACUUAAUCAUCGUUUGCCAUUUUUAUCCUUAGAUUGAUCUUGUUUUUACAUUCCAUGUUCAGAGUUGAACUUUUGACCGUUGUUUUUUGGCUAGAUAUAUAUGUGAUUUAUCAAGUUUUGGGUUAUCGAGGAAAAAAUGUGUUUCUUGUUCUGCUUUGAAAUAAAAAAAUGUUUUACACCACAGUCCAAGUUUCUUUCUUUCAC